CUUGUUGCAACAGUCGAGCGACGAUCGGGGCGACACCAAACGACGCAAAGUUAGCAGACGACAUUCGGCUUCCUGCAUCGAUUCGAAGAAUGUCGGAAUCUUACAGAUCUCAUUUGUUGAGUCCCGCUAAAAACUUUCACUCGGAGAUGAAUCAUCAAUCCAUUAAACCCAUAUUAAACGGACGAUCAUCUAAUCAGCACUUUCACGACGAUUACGAACCCGUUUACGAGGAUGAAACGUUGAUGAACAAAAUUGCCGAAUUGUCUCGAGCUUAUCGUCUGCUUCUAAGUAGCAUCGGAGAGAAUCCCGAUCGCCAAGGUUUACUUAAAACACCGGAAAGAGCGGCUAAAGCCAUGCUAUUUUUUACUAAAGGCUACAAUCAGAAGCUUUCUGAUGUCGUUAAUGACGCAAUAUUUCACGAAGAUCACGACGAGAUGGUUAUUGUGAAAGAUAUCGAAAUGUUUUCCAUGUGUGAACAUCACUUGGUACCUUUUAUAGGCAAAGUUUCUAUAGGAUAUUUACCAAAUAAAAAAGUUUUAGGAUUGAGUAAACUUGCUAGGAUAGUCGAAGUUUAUAGUAGAAGAUUACAAGUUCAAGAACGCUUGACUAAACAAAUUGCUGUUGCUAUAACUGAAGCCAUCAACCCUACUGGAGUAGGUGUCGUAACCGAAGCUACCCACAUGUGUAUGGUCAUGAGAGGAGUACAGAAAUUAAAUAGUAAGACAUUAACCAGCACUAUGUUAGGUGUUUUUCGUGAGGAUCCUAAAACUAGAGAAGAAUUUCUCACUUUGAUUAGACAAUAGAAAGGAAAAACUAUACACACAUACACACACACGUAUAUAUAUACACAUAUAUAUAUAUAUAUGCCUGGCUGUCGUGAAUCUGUUGUCUUUCAAAGUUAAAAUAUCAUAUUAAUCAAAGUAAUAUGUUGUAAAGUGGACCAUAAAAGCUUUGUAUUAUAUUUAAAUAAUCGGUAUUAUUACAUAUUGAUCGAUAUUAAGUGUUUAAAAUAUAUAGAUAUAGGAAUAGCUGUAUAUAUAUAUAUAUAUACUGUAUAUACAUAUACACACAGCUGUGCCUAUCGUAUCACUUGUAUCUGCAUCAUCACUUGUACUACAGUAAGGUCACGGUAAUCCGAACUAAUUGAGACUCGUUGUAGUUUGGAUUAAUAUGAUGCUUACGCUUUGAAACCAUUUUUUUACUAUUGAACGAUAUUUUUCAGCAGCAAAUCUCACAACAGGUGAAUUAGAUUUACUUUACACGUGAGAUGCAGGUGUACAGUUGACAUUGUUUUAGUUAGGGGAAUGGUAGAAGCUGUUCGGAUUACAAGGGGUUUGGAUUAACGUAACCAUACCGUAUAUAUCUUAUCACUUGUCGGUCUGCACACGAGAAUAACAUUUAUAUCUUUAAACAUUUUAAAGUAAACAAAAUACUGUUUUUUUAGAUUUUAUUUUAUAGCUUAAAUACUUUAAUAUAUUUUUAUAAUACAAUAUUAUUUAAAACAAUGACGAGAAGAAAACUGUGGCAAAAAGUAAGGCUCCACAAAAAUUUAUAUAAGGUCUGCUUAUACAUAAAA
Messenger RNA from Centruroides sculpturatus (bark scorpion), 1576 nucleotides. It is a transcript of the gene Pu, whose product is annotated as GTP cyclohydrolase 1-like. Gene Ontology annotation, cellular component: cytoplasm. The record is from RefSeq and is a predicted model, not a curated record. The transcript has 6 exons. The coding region runs from base 90 to 803 and encodes 237 amino acids. NCBI's taxonomy places the organism in Eukaryota, Metazoa, Arthropoda, Arachnida, Scorpiones, Buthidae. Gene Ontology annotation, molecular function: zinc ion binding; GTP binding; GTP cyclohydrolase I activity. Gene Ontology annotation, biological process: tetrahydrobiopterin biosynthetic process; tetrahydrofolate biosynthetic process.